This is a messenger RNA of Mytilus trossulus (common blue mussel), 485 nucleotides long. RefSeq lists its product as uncharacterized. The coding region runs from base 136 to 471 and encodes 111 amino acids. The record is from RefSeq and is a predicted model, not a curated record. The transcript has 4 exons. Lineage: Eukaryota; Metazoa; Mollusca; Bivalvia; Mytilida; Mytilidae.
UCAAAUUGUACGUACACAUAUAGCUAUUCUGCACAAAUAUGUUAUUGUACGUGUAAAUCGAUACGUAAUACACAUAACAAAUGGAGGAUAUAGUUUUAAGUUUCUAUAUUAAGACUACACAUCGAGGCUUUUGCCAUGACAACCAAACACCAUGGACAUCAUGGGCACCAUACAGGACCAACACACGAACCUGUGGAACACGAAUCCCUUCAAUUCAAAUAUGAUCCUCAUUCGAUGACGCUGAUGAUGGUUGCUCCUCAUAUGUGCUACCUGUAUACAGCAACAGGGUCCCAGUUGACGGAAGUACACACCGCACAUGGACUUCAUACCAUGGAGAUGGAAAUGAUAAGACUAGUUGAUGAUACAACAACCACCCACACUACUAUCUCACAUGAUGACCUUAUGGCUAUGAGCAAGCCCCUAGCUCAUACGUGUCAUAACGCUAAAUCUGUAAUAACUAAACUGAAUUAAAGAUUUGAAAUUAA